Messenger RNA from Trichophyton benhamiae CBS 112371, 1188 nucleotides. RefSeq lists its product as uncharacterized. NCBI's taxonomy places the organism in Eukaryota, Fungi, Ascomycota, Eurotiomycetes, Onygenales, Arthrodermataceae. The record is from RefSeq and is a predicted model, not a curated record. Bases 1 to 1188 code for a protein of 395 amino acids. The transcript has 2 exons.
AUGGCUCGCGAGUUCACCCCGGACAGCGAGUUUGCUGCCCUGGAGACACCGCGCGUCCCCAAUAAGCUUCAAUCCCUCACUGCAUUGGGGCGCUUCGAGUUCGAAGCUGGGAAGGGCAACGAAGGCACCAAGAUCUUGAUGGUGGAAUGGGAGGAUGACGACCUUUCUAGAUCGAGUACAGGCUCAUGGCAGGUUUCGUGGGAUGGGAAGCAAACCGUCCUACCAGCCCAUGACCAGGCAACCGAUCAGAUCCGCCGUUGCUACUUCAUGCUGCCGCCGCAUGCCACCAUCCCACCAACAGUCACACUCACCUAUGAGCCGCCACCGAGCUCGGCCUCAACAGUGAAGAAAAGCGAGUCCAUCCAGAUCCAUCCAUUGCCGGCCAUUUACCCCCCAGAGCUUGGAGCUACCGCGCGAACGGCGGGGAAAAAAGGGGUGUUGCAUACGAUAUGGGCUAAAAAACGCCUGCAGGUGUUGGAGAAGGAGAUUAAAGAGGAGUCUCAGUAUAACGCCGAGGGGAUCGCAUUGCAUAUGGCAAUAGAGGAGAAAGAGUGGAUAGAAGCCAACUUUGGGGUUGUUGUGAAGGGCUUGCCUCCGCUAGUGACGACAAAUGUUUUAUCUAAUCUGAAUGCGCCGCCGCUCAGUCCCACGACUCCUGUGUCGCCAACGGGCGGGAAUCGACUGGCCGAGAAGCUAAAGGGACUGCGACUGGGGACCAGUGAAAAAGAUCUAACCCGCAAACCCAUGGGCAACUCGGGUUCUGAUCCACAAUUGCAUCCUCUCUCCCCCGAUGAGCCUGACAUGGCAAUAUCCUCUUUCAGCUCAUUCCACACUGGCAAUACCCCCGUCAAUGCGUCUACUCCGUCCCUGCAAACACUGCAACAGCCCCAGCCAUCAAAUAUAUCAAGCCAGCCACAGACCCACCCGAUAGGCAGGCAACCGGUAGCCCAUGCUCCUCCAGAUUUCAUUCGUCGACAACAAGAGCAGGAUUCUGGGUUUGCCUCCUUGAAUAUGCAGCCUAUUGGAGACAAUGGUGUAUUGAACGAGGUCAAUACCGCCAGCGCUGCGGAUGUUCAGGACGGGUUGUUUGCUAAGGCGCUUAGCCCUCGGUCCCCUGAUAUCCCCAAAAGCCCUUUCUCGUUCUCCACGGAGGAGACACUGCCCUACGCUAAGCAGCUGAACGCUUGA